CGGGCGGAGAGAGAAAUAGAGAUGCCCGCAUAUUACUUUCUGACAACCUCCGACCGCCGCUAAAUUCUUGAAAAAACAACCACAGAAAGAAAAGGAAAAAAAUAAUAGAAACCCUCAAUUAUGCAGUCCGCAGUGAUUCAUAACAACCACAGCAAAAAGCAACCAUUUCUUUCUCCACGAGCUCUCACUUGCCAAGAUUGGCAAAAUUAUAGAUAAAUAAGUUGCAGCGAGGAGAAAAAGGAGGAACCUUGAAGAUCUUUUUUCGUUUUUUUUGGGGGGGAAAUGACUCAGAUGGUGGUCACUGGCGGCGGAGAGAGCUCCGACGGGCGGACGGUGGUGGUGGGGGUGAAACUGGACGCGCAGAGCCGUGAGCUGCUGACGUGGGCUUUGGUGAAGGUUGCUGAGGCUGGCGAUCGUGUGGUUGCCCUUCAUGUUCUUGACAACAAUGAAAUUGUGAACCGUGAUGGAAAAUCGUCCCUUCUCUCAAUGGUUAAAGCUUUCGACUCGAUCCUCGAAGUUUACGAAGGCUUCUGUAACUUGAAACAGGUGGAUCUCAAGCUAAAGAUCUGCAGAGGCUCGUGUGUUUCGAAAAUCCUCGUCCGUGAAGCCAAAGCUUUUACUGCCUCCGAGCUUAUUGUAGGUACCUCUCAAACUCACCACACGAUUCGCUCGUCAGCCUCUAUCGCUAAACACUGCGCGAAAAAGCUGCCUAAGAAUUAUUGCUCGAUAUUAGCCGUGAACAAUGGAAAAAUCGUUUUUUGCAGAGAAUCAAAUUCAUCCUCUCGUGUUAGCAUUAAAGAAAUCGAGCAUCGACAUAGGAAUCGAUUACUAACUGCCAUACAGAGAUCCUUCAGAAAGAACAUUAAAGUUCUCGAUAAAGUUGAUUCGAAAAGGUUGAGGUUGACUUGGGACGAGAAAAGCACUAAUAACGGUCACGGGAACUCGAUUUUGGCCUUAUCUGAAAAUUGUUCGAUUUGUUCACCGGAUUUGUUGACCGAGGACGAUGACAAGAAGAAAAAAGUCAACUCGAUGGCUAUAGUCCCGGUACAGAAGCUAGAAGCUGCAUCGAGCUCGAUUACUCUUUUAUUACGAGAAUUGCCCGAGAUGAAGCCCGGCUGGCCUUUACUCCGUAGAGCUAUUGUAUCAAACGAUUGUAAUACGCAAGUGAGGCAGUUUUCGGUUGUCCAGUGGGCCCUGAGGCUGCCGAAUAGGUACUGUUUGCCGAUCGAGAAUUCGGAAAAUGAUUUUUCGGAAUGUGAGCUGGAAAAAUCGUCUAAUAGUUUCGGAAUGUCACCGGAUAAUAUGUUUAGAGGCUUACCGGAAGAGCUCGAGGGUCUCGAGGAGAAGUACUCGGCUACAUGUAGGUUAUUUAGGUUUGACGAGCUCGUGAAGGCCACGUCCAAUUUCUUGCCAGGGAAUAUGAUAGGUAAAGGAGGCAGCAGCCGAGUUUACAAAGGUUACCUUCCGGACGGCAAGGAACUCGCUGUGAAGAUUUUAAAACCUUCAGAAGAUGCCGUAAAAGAGUUCGUUUUAGAAAUCGAGAUCAUUACAGCCUUACACCACAAGAACAUCAUCUCGCUUUUCGGAUUCUGUUAUGAGGACAAAAAUCUUCUCCUAGUAUAUGAUUUUUUAUCAAGAGGAAGCCUUGAAGACAAUCUUCACGGUAAUAAGAAGGAACCACAUGCUUUUGGGUGGGACGAGAGGUUUCGCGUUGCUAUUGGUGUAGCUGAGGCUUUGGAAUAUCUUCACAAUAGAGAAGAACAACCUGUAAUCCAUAGAGACGUUAAGUCGUCAAAUAUACUUUUGUCCGAUGAUUUUGAGCCACAGCUUUCUGAUUUUGGGCUUGCUAAAUGGGCAUCGACAACUUCAACUCACAUAACUUGCACAGAUGUUGCUGGAACUUUCGGGUACUUAGCUCCUGAGUAUUUCAUGUAUGGAAAAGUAAACGAGAAAAUCGAUGUUUAUGCCUAUGGAGUUGUACUUUUGGAACUUUUGUCGGGUAAAAAGCCUAUAAGCAGCAACUGCCCGAAAGGCCAUGAGAGCCUUGUUAUGUGGGCAAAGCCAAUUUUAAGUUCCGAUAAAUUCGCUAUUUUACUGGAUCCCGAUUUGGGCAGUAGUUAUGAUCACGAAGAAGUGGAGAGAAUGGUUUUAGCUGCCUCACUCUGUAUAAGACGCGCACCACGAGCUCGACCCCAUAUGAGCCUCGUUCGAAAGCUUCUCCAAGGGGAUGUGGAAGUGGUUAAAUGGGCUAGACUGCAAGUGAAUGCUUGUGAAGGGUCUCGAGUCAAGCUAGACACAAAUUCAGUCGAAGGUACUGAAUUAGAAGAAGAGACGUUUUCGAAAUCGAAUCUUCAAUCCCACUUGAAUCUUGCGUUGCUUGAUGUGGACGGGGAUUCUACCUCGAUAAGUAGCAUCGAGCAAACUAUUUCUUUAGAAGAUUAUCUCAAAGGUAGAUGGAGCCGGUCCUUGAGCUUCGACUAACCGUAAAUUCUUGCGAAAAAAAAGUUCGCGAAAACUUCUUCUAUUUCCAUAUAUAUUUUUUUUUUUCGAAAAAUAAAAUUGUCUAGUAUAGUUGGUUAUGGGCUUGGAUGUGAGGUUGUGUUGUGGAUGUGCCCUCCUCCUUUCCCUUUUGUAGUUGUNUUUUUUUUUUUUUUUCGUGCUUGUUUGGUGCGAAAUAGGGUAAUGUGAUUUGCUAUACGUACAUCGUUAGAGAUUUGAUGUGUUCGGAAGUGAGGAUGCGAAUAGCAUGUUGUGAUAGAACGAAAUUCGAAUCGACUCGAAAUCGUACAUGUACCUUAAUGCUUGGUAAAAACAUUUUGCAUCUUUGAAAUAUAUUCAUAAAAUGGAUUGUUAAAGAAGUGCAU
This is a messenger RNA of Striga asiatica, 2864 nucleotides long. The record is from the annotation of a GenBank genome assembly. Lineage: Eukaryota; Viridiplantae; Streptophyta; Magnoliopsida; Lamiales; Orobanchaceae.